GUUCAGCGGAUCGCGAUUCCUGCCUUGUAUAUCUACCCGCCACAACUGCCACAGGUAUAGCACGCCACAUCAACCAAACGCGCGUGUCGUUUCGUCUACUCGACAUUUGCAGGCCCCUGAACGCAUCGUUCGCGAAGCGCAUGUUCUGCUGAGGCGCCAUGGGCAACACCCUCAUCGUCGACUCGAUCCUGACGCCGUUCAGCUGGUACAGCCUGCUGCCCAUCAUCGGCUUCGCGGCCUUCCUGUUCAUGGUGGCCGCGUACCAGAGGACCGAGUUCUACUGGAUCACCGACAAGGCCAGUGACGUGAUGCACGACCUCGCCUCGCGCUUCCGCAAGAAGCCGAGACGUGUCCGGGAGUCUCACGUGCCGUGGUUCAUCACGGGCAACUCUUCUCCGGCCACCUACGGCAUCGGAAUGACCACUUUCCCGAACAAUCCGGGUUCUGCGGGGUACGACCCAGAGGCCUUCGUCGCUGCGUCUUCGAGCGGUGGGUCCACGGUGCUGUUGAACAGUGCUGGCACAGGUCAGAUGGACACCCCUUCUCAAGUCGGGCCGAUGAGCGCGCAUGGUGCCGGUAGUCACGUGCACGGCGUUCCCGCCGUGCCUGUGCUCAUCAAGGUCACCGACCUGAGCGACUGGAGCGCGUCCAUAUGAAACCGUGUGCUUGCGGCACGUCAUUUAUACGCAAGAGCUUCGUAUUCUUUUUUAACCUGAAGCCGCUUGUUCCUGUCUUCAAGGUCCUCAACCCGAGCGAGUGAGCUAAAAGCAGUCUGCCUUGAUUUUUGUCUUUCUGUCAUGAGGCUUAGUUUUGUGCUGUUCUCUUGCAAGGUAGUUUUGCACUAACAGUGGUAAGACAUUGUUGAACUGUGUCUCGCGACGUGUAGGUUUCGUAAAUUGCACUGCGUUUGUGCAGAUGGACCUGUUCGUAAUUCAGAAUCACCUGUUCGUGUUUUUUCUUCUUAUAUCGUUUAACACUGUCGCAGCGUGUUCUAGAAGAGCGCCUGAGCGAACGCUUGCACAUGGCUUCGUUUCGAUUGAGAUGUGGGGUGCUCUCAGGGGCCAGCAGAACGAACUUUUGCUUGCACUGCGCAACUUUUGGCCGAGUGGUUGGCCCAUAAUCGCGUACAUGUGUUUAUCAGUAUUUAAUCAGAAACCCUGACGGACACGCUUCCUACAUUGCGGCAUCUUGUUGCUCUGACACUCGUUUGAUUGUGGCUGCGGGUGUACGCAAUUGAAGCUGACGAUCCAGCAGACAAACGUGCAUUAACGGUUGAUGCCAUUAAGUCAUUUAUUGAUGACCCAAUUGUUUUCGUUUAUUUUAUUCCAUCCUAUGGCGCAUUAACGCAUUUUAUGACAUUUUAGCUCGCGACUGGGAGCUAUCAACUUUCAUGAGGAUGAUACGAUGAGCGCAUUGUGGCGUUGUCUGAAUAAAACGUUGCAAUAUUUUUUUUA
Messenger RNA from Rhipicephalus sanguineus (brown dog tick), 1454 nucleotides. RefSeq lists its product as uncharacterized. The transcript has a single exon. The record is from RefSeq and is a predicted model, not a curated record. Lineage: Eukaryota; Metazoa; Arthropoda; Arachnida; Ixodida; Ixodidae. The coding region runs from base 159 to 656 and encodes 165 amino acids.